Penicillium soppii is the source of this 525-nucleotide messenger RNA. RefSeq names its product translationally-controlled tumor protein. Bases 1 to 525 code for a protein of 174 amino acids. The record is from RefSeq and is a predicted model, not a curated record. Lineage: Eukaryota; Fungi; Ascomycota; Eurotiomycetes; Eurotiales; Aspergillaceae. Gene Ontology annotation, molecular function: calcium ion binding. The transcript has 4 exons. Gene Ontology annotation, cellular component: cytoplasm.
AUGAUCAUUUACAAGGACGUCGUUUCCAACGAUGAGAUCGUCGCCGAUACCUUCAAACUUAAGGACAGCGAGAAAUUCCCCCUCGUCCUCUGGGAGUGUGAUUGCCGAAAGUACACGAAGCGUGUCGGUGGCGAGAACUUCGAACUCGCCGGUGCCAACCCCUCCGCUGAGGAUGCUGAGGAGGAUGAUGGUGGUGAGGGCGAGUUCAAGAUGGUUCACGAUAUCGAGGACCAGUUCCGCCUUAACUGGCUCCAGGACGAGUACAAGCCCUCCAAGUCAGACUUCGAGGUUCACCUGAAGAAAUACCUCAAGAUGCUCAGCAAGCGCGACGCUAGAAGCGACGAUUGGAAGAAACAGGCGGCCGGAGCUUUGAAGUACAUUCUGAAGAACUACGACAACUUCGAUGUCAUGAUGGGCGAAUCCAUGAACGGUGAAGCCAUGCACGUCUUGAUUGACUUCCGUGAGGAUGGUGUCACUCCCUUCGCUACUAUCUGGAAGGAUGGUCUCUUUGAAGAGAAGGUCUAA